Molecule: messenger RNA, 1901 nt
Organism: Chaetomium strumarium
Lineage: Eukaryota; Fungi; Ascomycota; Sordariomycetes; Sordariales; Chaetomiaceae
Exons: 3
Coding region: 347-1711 (454 amino acids)
Biological process (GO): regulation of DNA-templated transcription
Molecular function (GO): zinc ion binding; DNA-binding transcription factor activity, RNA polymerase II-specific
Source: RefSeq, a predicted model, not a curated record
CCCAAGUGCUGCGAACCGCAAGAUCACCUCGAUUGGCCGACCCCCCCGCCGCUCGCGACGACCUGUCCGCGGGCGUGUCUGGCUCUCUCUCCGACAAACCCGUCGGCAUCAUAUCUGAUUCACGGACGCCUUUGAGCUUGAUCACUUGUCAGACGACGACCUUCUGACUCCGGCUUGCUUAUGCCACCAGAGAGCUCCGGGACCGGUCGUUAGUAUCACCGAUUGUGGGGUUAGCUUACUCUCGCGGCACCUAGACCUACGGACGGUGAUAUCUGUUACUCAGUCGCCACCUGCCGCCGUUGGUACCUUGCUGAUGUUGCCGGGCGAGCCAUAGCGAACUUGAUACAUGGAAGUCGUUGCUCCGCCGUCCUUGAGAUCGAUUUCGGAGUGCUGGGCAUCCAGCGACCCAGGCGCCUACCCUGCCGUACCACCGACAGAGCUCAUGACAGAUAUCAUGGCCUACCAAUACCCGCCGCCGCCUCCAGGCGCCGAUAUGGACAUGCCACCAACUGGAUACCUACCCAGCUAUCCCGCGCCUCCGCACGCGUCCUCGGCAAUGGAUCCAGACCCAACUGUUUCACCCAGGGAUCGAUCGGACUCAUUGAAGUUGAAGCGGUCGAUAUCGACGCCGGUCGUCGGGCUAUCGCAGGGCCAAGGCCAGUCGGCUCAGACCACUGGGCCGCAACAAUCAAUCGCACCCGGUCAGGAUCCAUCGGGGGAGAGAAGGAGAAAUAAGUUGGGCUACCAUCGGACCUCUGUUGCAUGCGGUCAUUGUCGUCGCCGAAAGAUCAGGUGUGUCCCGUCGCCAAGCGACGUUCAGGGCCGUUGCAUAAACUGCAUACGCCUCAAAAAGGAAUGCAGUUUCUACCCCGUGGACCAACAACCGCCUCUAGACACAAGACAGAAGUCGGGGUCGCGAUCAUCUAUGGGGCCAAAGAUCCCCUCGGCAUCGUCAUCCCCGGCUAUGCAACCAGGGAUUCCAUCUGACAUUCACGGGCACCAGCCCUAUUCUCAACUGGCAAUGCCCUCCAUUCAGAACAUGGCGCCACCCGUGAAGUCUUCUGGGAGCGAAAUUUAUCCGCCGGACCCCAAGAUGCCGUCGAGCGCGUCAAGCGGUAGGGCGUAUGAAUAUGGCCAGCACGGAAUGACCAACUGGAUGUCGGCGGACACCAGUCCCAACUCAUCGAAGCCGAGUGACUGGAGGUCGUAUCCGAGUGACUCCCCCGUCACGCCCGCAUUCUCUCCCUACACGCAUGCGCCACCGCCGUCGGCCACCUGGUCGGCAUCUGUAUCCAGCGAACCAACAAGAGAUGAGAUUGCUUGGUCGUCGUAUCCUGCGCCUCCUUCCCGAUCCCUGUCCUUCAGCGCAGAAAGCAUGUCGGGCCACCAGCAGUAUCCGUCGAUGUCACAGGUCAGCAGCCAUUCGAGUCGUUCGUACGAGCGCAAGUCAAGUGCCGUCUCAGCCAACAGUGUGUAUCCCCCGACCAUUGCGACCACGAUUCCUGGGAUCGAGACAAUCCCUGGUACUACCAUGGACCCAAACGCUUCCUUGUCGGCAGGAGCCGUUCCGCCGUCCAGCUACGCUUCAUGGCAGCAACCGUAUUCGUACGCGAAGCCUGGCGAAAGCUAUAGUGGAUGGUACGGAGAAACAGGGGACCAGCAGUCAUCCGGACAUGGACAUUCUGGCCCAAACGCUUAUUAUGGGCGAUGAGUUCGAGCAAUUCCGGUCGGUCUUCGCGGAUGCGGUGAAUCCGUCAAAAUGGGCAUCUGCUAGCUGGACUUGCGCUUCGUUAUUGAGUCGCAAACACAGCUUUGCACUUUCCCCUGGGAAUUGGGCUACCUCUUUAUUGGAUGCAGUGCGGUGAGACCGGGAACCAACUGCUCCUGGCAGGCGGGCAUGG